AUCUUUGACCACAAGGAAGAUUCAUUUUAUAUUAUGCAAAAUGGCAGAUCGAACUGGGAAUUGCAAGAUUUUUGCAGCAAACUACUUUAACCCUACAAAAUGCCAGAACUGUUUUAAACAAAAAGACCAACAUCCGACUCAGGAAGAAACAAAUAAUAUUGCUAACAAUAGUAGCAAACCUUUAACUACCAAAGCAUCUAAUACAGGAAUUUCUAAAGCUCUGGUAAUAGAAGGCAAUUUAGAACGAUCAUGUUAUAUAAAGGGAACACAAAAUCUUGAUAGUUGGAAGCUAUAUUGGUUUUGCCUAUUUUCAAAUGGAGAACUUCAGUCCUUUGAUAGUCCGCAUAAAAAAGAAUCUCCAAUUUCAAUCUAUUUGAAUGAUUACAUUCGCAUGCUUAAUGGGAAAGAAGAAAUUGGAAUAGAUUUUGCAUUUGGGAUCAAAACUCUGCGUGACACUACCUUUUUCAAAGCCUCAUCCAAAGUUGAUUAUGUGAACUGGUGGAAAGAGUUCAGUACUUUUAUAUCAGCACCUUUAAAAAAUUCUCCUGCAAAGCAAACAUAUUCAAAGCCAAAUACAUCACACUCUAAUCCAUAUUCUAGCCUUUCAAAAGUAUCUGCCUUUUCUUCUCGUUCAUCUUCUGUGUCAUCUCUGCACGAAGCUGAUAGUUUACAGACAGAUGCAUUACGCAGCAAAAUUGCUAAACUUGAAGAAACCAAUAGCAAACUAUCAAAUGUUGACACUGAAAGAAGAAAGCUUCAAUUAGAAGUGAAUUACUGGAAAGAAUAUGUUACAAAUUCACAAAAUGCACGUAGAUCAGGUCAAGUUGUAGAUGCUAAUACAGACCUUGCUGAUGUCCGAAAGCAACUUAUUCAAGUUCAAGAUGAACUUAACGAAACAAAUAAAAGGUUUAAAACACAAAGUGGUAAGUUAGUUAUACAAAACAAAGAGUUAUCAAACUUAAAAGAAAAAUUGCUAGAAGCAAAAUCUAUAGCUGCUGUAUACAAAGCAAAGAAUGAACAGCUCACUGCAGAACUUUCAAGAAAAAAUGGAACUGUAUCGCCAUCAGAAGAUGCAUUUGGAAAAACAAGCCAAAGAUCAUUUGAUGAAGAUUCAAAACUCUCAUCUACACAUGGUGCCCAACAUUUUGAAGAAAAAUUUUUAGUCCUAAAAGAUAAGUUAAAGCGAAUAGAGAGAGAGUUAUAUUUGAAAUCUAAAGAAUUAGAAAAAGCAAAUGAAAGUCGCUCAAAGGUUGCUAAAUAUACACGUACUUUAUUACAAGAACUUGAAACUAGGUUAAGUGAUGCUGAAACAAAGAGUGCAGAUUUGGAAGUAAAGUUAAGUAAUGCCCAAGCAGAGCUAGCUCUUGAAAGGGAGAGAAGACUGAAGCAGGAGGAUGGCUCACAAAAACGUUCUAAUAGUUUUCCAUCAAAUGAUGCAAAGUCAUCUGGAGAACAUUCUAGUUCUGAGGACUCAAAAUAUGCAGAUUAUUAUCGAUCAAGAUAUAAGGAAGUUGAAGCUUCUCUUCUUGAAAAAGACAAACAGUUGCAUGAAUCUGAGCAGAAGAUAAAAGAAAUGCAGCUGUCCGUAAAAAAUAACUCGGAUAACUACAAAGUAAUUGCCGAUCUUCAAAACAAACUUUCAGAUGCAACUCACAAGUUAAGUGAUCGUCAGUUAAAAAUUCAUGAACUUACUAAAGAGAUUGAUAAUUUAAGGUGUAUUGAAAGUACUUAUGAGCGCAAAGCAAAACAGUGUGAAACUCUUGAAGAUAUAGUGAAAGAUUUGGAAACUAAAUUGUCUGAUCAAAAAAAAAACUUUCAUGUAGUUAAGCAAGAGUUAGAAAUGUUGCGAAUUAGAGAAUUAGUGUUAAAAGAACAACUGCAAACUGUUGCACAGGAGUCUGAUUACUCUGAUGAUGACGAUGAAAAUGAUCAAUUACAGAAAUCUGUUGAAAUGAAACAGAAAAUUGAUAAUCUCAUUGAGGCAGAAUGUCUUAUAAAAAAAUUAAAUCUUGACAAAGAAAACUUAGAGAAUAAAAAUAAAGAGUUAGAAAGUCGUUUGCGAAAAUUAAACACAGAAAACUUCAAAAACAUUGAAUCUUCAAAGUUUUCAGAAGGAAAAUCAUUGGAUGAUAAUGAUAAAGAAGAAUACAAAAAUCGAUUGAAAGAAUUGGAAACCAGAAUUUUUGAAGCUGAUGAUAAGUACUUAAACAAAAUAAGAAUCCUAAAAAAUGAACAUCAACAAGAAAUAGAUCAUAUUUUAGACAAACACACCGAGGAGAAAACUUUAUUUCAAAAUAAGAUUGAAAAUAUUCAACAAGAAUUAGAUCAAUGUCGUAAUGAGAAUAAAACUCUGGUUUCACGAUGUAAAGAACUGGAGUCGGCACUGAAUGAAACUGAAAGUAAAGUUCUUGAUGAAGUAAAAUCACAUACAAAUACAAAACUGCUAUUAGAAGAACGUUCUUGUUUAUUGCAAGAAAUCGAAGAGCGCUGCAAGAGAGUUUCAAUUGAACGUGAUACCCUCAAGAUGCAAUUCCAACGUCAAGAAAGCCAAGAUGGUCAUGAGUUUACAGAGGAAUCUCAUUCUGAGGCUAACAGAAUGUCAAACAAAGUAAAAGAAACAACAGAAUUUGUUGAUGGGAGAAGUCGAUCAAACUUUGCAAAAAGAGAAAGAAUUUUUUCCUCUGAUGAUGAAAUAUUUCUUACGCCUAAAACGAGUACAUCGUCUGAAUCUGAUACUGCAUCUUAUAAAAUCAAAUGUCAACAGUAUGAAAAAGAGUUAACUAGUGUAACAAAGCUUCUAGUUUCUAGUGAACAGUCAUGUAUUUCAGUUGCUCAAGAUUUAGAGAACCAACUCAAGUACCAAGAGGAUCUGUUAAUUAAAUAUGAACUUUUGGAGUGCCGCAUGUCAGAGAUUGAGAACCAAAUAUCAGAUUCUCAAGAAACAUUGCAGCUUAAAUCAGAUGAGCUUGAAAAAGAAAGGAAAAAUGUUUUGUAUUUAGUUGAUGUUACAAGUGCAUACAUUAAAAAGCUAGAAACUUCAUUAGCAGAAUCAAAAGCAAAAGUCCAAGAACUUCAAAAUUUUAUUGAGAUAUCUAAAGAAGGAAAAAGACCUCAGCCAGAAGGAAGAUCUGAUCUUCCUGAUAAUAUUAAGGAAGAUUCUUUCAAUGAAGAAAAUUGCUCCAAUGAGCAGUUGAAAACAAUCAAUCAAAAGCUUACAACAAAAAUUUCAAUUAUGGAAAAGGAAUUAUCUGAGUUACGUUUAAAGAAAGAUGACUCUCAAGUAAUUCAAAAGAAUGAUGAAAGUAUAGAAGAGUUGCAUCUGGAAAUUGAACACUUGGAAAAAGAACUGCAAGCCCAAGAAGUUGCACAUCAAAAAGAAAUAGACAUACUUCAAGAACACUUUCAAGCAGAACUUAAAGCUGCAUUUAGCGGUGAUACUGGAACUUAUGAUAUGCUCAAUAGAAUUCAAGAGCUUGAGAUAUGUCUAGAAGAAACAAGAACUUCUUGCAACAACAAGAUCAAAGAAAUGAAGCAAGAAUUUGAGCAAGAAAAAGAACAAAUGAUGGAUGACAUGGCUACUGUUUUGCAUGCUAGUCAGAAUUCAGAUUUUCAUAGCAAUAAUGAAACAAGGUCUGGAACGGUAGAAGAACUUGAAGAACGUAUUAUGAAACUUGAAGAACAGUUAACUGAACAAAGGGAGAAAUUUGAAGAGGAACUUCAACUAGAGAAGGAUGCUCACACACAAGACAUGGAGGAUACUAUUCGUGAUAUGAUGAUGGUCAGAAAUGCAUCAACAAGAUAUGAUGGCUCAAAUGAUCCUGAUGGCUCUUUGUCGACAGGAUUGCAUUCUUCAAAUGAGUUGGAAGAAUUAAAGUUAAGUUAUGAAACCAAGAUUCAGAUUUUAAAUGAGGAACAUGAAGAUCAAUUGGAUCAAGUGAGACGAGAUAUGGCAAUUAUAGUGUCUUCUAUAACUCAAGGAAGAUCUUCCGAUACUAUAAUGGAGCUGCAGGCGCGUAUCAAAGAGAUGGAAAUGGAUAUGGAGGACAUGCGUGCUGAUCGAAUUGCAGAGAUUGAAGAGUUUCGGCUAAAUUUAAAACGUGCUGAGUCAGCAACUUUUUUUGCAAACAGGCGUAACGAAGAUAUGGGGUCGAAAAUCUACAAUAUGCAAAAUGAAAUGGAAGAAAUGGAGCGCAAGCAUCAGAUGAUUGUCCAAUCGUAUCAAGAAAAGCUCGAAAGUUUAGGUGUAGAUGUUAAUGUAACUGGAGAUGCUAUGAAAUUUCACAAAGAGCUUGAAGAGAAAAACAAACAACUACAGUUAGCUCUUGAUAAAAUCUGCAAAGAGCGUGAUUUAGAGAUGGAUGCCUUCGUUCUGCGUUUGCAGGAGGAAAAGCGACAAGCUAUUCAAGAAGCAACGGAUAAUACAUUGCGCCUCGAGGAGUUAAUUGACGAAAUGAAAAACACUCAUGAACGGGAAAAGAAAGAAAUGCAACAGUCUCUUUUGCCAGAACGCAGUGAGUGCUCUGUUCUAAGAAAACGAAUUGAAGAACUUGAACUUACAUGCGAAAGCCUUAAAGAAGAGUAUGAAUUAGAGAUUGAAGAACUAACUAAAGAGCACAAAAAGGAGGUGGAGAAGCUGCGUUUAUUUUACGAAAAAGAAAUAGCUGAGGUUAAGCGCGGGCCUUCUGUUCGUAAAACAUCUGUUGAUCAUGGCUCUUUAACGAAAAGUAUUUUGAAAGAACAAAAAGAAAAACAUGAUAAGGAAAUGGAAAAUUUACGUCAAAGUUUUGAUUUAGAACGGCGACAGGCAAAGAUUGUGCAAGAACGUGAAAUUGACGAUAUUAGAAUGCAAUACGAUGAGAAAUUAAAAAUGAGUUAUCAAGAUGGAAUGCGUCGACAAAGUGUUUCUGAAAGAAAGUCUGACGCCACUAAAAUACGCGAACUUAUAAGUGAAAAAGACAAUUUAGCUACUAAGCUACUUGAAUUAGAAAUAAAAUACGACAAGGAAACGAAAGCAUAUUUAGAGAAAAUAAAGAACUUAAAUGCAACUAUUGAAGAAUUGAAAGGCAAUAAUUCAAAUAAAAAAUUAAAUAGCGAUGGUUCGUCAAAAAGUUCGUUAACAUUAGAUGAAGACGAGCAGAAAAAGCUUGAAGAAAUUCAGGAACAAAUUAGACGAUACGAAAGAAGAAUAGAUUAUUAUCAACAGAAAUCUUUGCGUGAAAAUAGCGCAGAAAGCGAACGCGUUAGCGAAUUACAAUCUGACGUAGUAAAUUUACAUAACGAAAUGGAGACUAUAAAAAAUAACCGAAGAAAAGCUGUAUACGAAAAAGAAAAAAAAGAAAAACCUUCAAUUGGAAAACAAGGAAGGCGCAAUACUGAUAGUUCAGCUUUGCGUCGUCACACAGAUACAGAGGCUGAUAAGUAUAAUCCUAAAAAAGAACGUGAUCCGCGUCAAAGGUGGUCCGAUCUUGAAGAACGUACUGAAGUUAUUACUAGAUCUAUUAGCGAAUUGGACGGGAAGCGUAAUCCUAGACUUACUACUACGGUAACGAAAGCUGAAGGGAAGUCAGGUACUGUACUAGCUCGAAAAACUUUAUGGGAAAAUAUUAUUGAAGAGCCAAAACCUCGUAAAACAACCAACUCGGAUGUAAAAUAAUCUCGUUUUGCAUUUUGUCUAGUAACGUCGGUGGUUGUUACACCGUACAAUUAGGUAUGAGGAGAAAACUAUGCUGGUAAAAUUUCUCCGCUAUUUUCGCGCUAAUACCUGUACUUAAGUUUACAUGAAGAAAAGGUUGUGCGUUGCUAAGGAAUCUACUGGACAGUUUCAUUAUUCUCAAAUGCUGUUAUUAUUAGUACCUGACUCUGCAAACGGUUAUUUGCAAUUUUUUUUUUUUUUUAAUAAUUUUAUUUUUUUGUGUUAAAUAAAAACGAGAUUUUAUACAAGGUCGCCGGUCUGUAAUUUUGUAAGUGGUCGCCGGUCUGUAAUUUUGUAAAUGGUUGCCGAUUAUUUCUUAACUAAUACUCGUCCCUAAGCGAGAACAAGUUGCGCAGUAUUUAGAAACAGGUUUUUAGAAUUUUUGACUACUUGUUUUAUCGUUUUUCUUUUUAUUAGGUGUGUGCGAGAAUGGGAGCAUCUAUGUGUGCGCGCGAGAGACAGCUUGUGUAUUUUUUCAAUAAAUUCGGUGGUCAUUUUCUUUGCGUUACAUAUGCACUUUUUCGCGAAAAAUUCGAAUAUUUUUAUUUUUGCACUCUCUAUGAGCCUGCGUUUUGUUUGGUUUCAACAGCCAUUUUUUUUAAUAUACAUAUAUAAAUAUAUUAUAAAUAUAUUUGUUUUUUUAUUUUUUUAUAUAUGUACAUAGCACAUCUUUUGUGAUUACAGAAUAUUUAAAUGUUCUCGGCAUUUCCGGUGAAUUAGCUUAGUUA
Messenger RNA from Hydra vulgaris (swiftwater hydra), 6420 nucleotides. Its product is annotated as early endosome antigen 1. NCBI's taxonomy places the organism in Eukaryota, Metazoa, Cnidaria, Hydrozoa, Anthoathecata, Hydridae. The record is from RefSeq and is a predicted model, not a curated record.